CACUGCGUCUCCCCGUCAAGCGGCGUUCUGCUCGCUACAAUUUCUCAGCACUUUGCCUUGCCCCAGCUAUUUGGUGACUGGAUUUCCUUUGCGACUCUUGGUCGCUUCCCUUCAUUGUCCUCUCAGCUCCUUCUCCCUCAACUUGGUUGGUUUUCAAGAUGCUCAAGACAUUGGUACCAAGGACGGGCCGGUCGCUCCUCUCAACGAAAGCUCCGCAUCUAGGGCCAGCAAACCUCCGAACCGCCCCCAGCUUCCAGAUCGUCUCCCAGAACCAGCAAAGAAGGAGGGGAUAUGCUUCGGAGUCGUCAGAAUACGACAUUGUGUUCGUCGGUGGCGGUGUCGCGGGCUAUGUUGGUGCAAUAAAAGCUGGCCAGUCAGGCCUGAAGACAGCAUGUAUCGAGAAGAGAGGGAGACUUGGGGGCACAUGUCUGAACGUCGGCUGCAUUCCCUCAAAAUCACUCCUCAAUAAUUCACACCUAUACCACCAAAUACUCCACGACACCAAAAAGCGAGGGAUUGACGUCAAUGAUGUCCAGCUCAACCUUACCCAAAUGAUGAAGGCCAAGGAUGAUUCUGUCCUUGGUCUGACAAAGGGUGUCGAAUUCCUCUUCAAGAAGAACAACGUCGACUACAUCAAGGGCACAGGAUCCUUUGCGGACGAACACACGAUCAAAGUCAACCUGCUCGAGGGCGGUGAGACCGAGGUCAAGGGCAAGAAUAUCGUUAUUGCUACCGGUAGCGAAUCAACACCAUUUCCCGGUCUGACGAUCGAUGAAAAGAAAGUCAUCACCAGCACAGGUGCUAUUGCUCUGGAAGAAGUGCCCAAGAAGAUGGUGGUGAUUGGCGGUGGUAUUAUUGGCUUGGAAAUGGCCUCAGUAUGGUCUCGCCUCGGCUCCGAAGUCACCGUCGUCGAAUUCCUUGGCCAAAUCGGCGGCCCCGGCAUGGAUGCGGAAGUUGCCAAACAAGCGCAAAAGAUCCUUAGCAAGCAAGGUAUCAAAUUCAAGGUUAAUACAAAAGUUACUCAGGGCGACGCCAGCGGCGAGGGUGUCAAAAUUGCCGUCGAAGCUGCAAAAGGUGGCAAGAACGAAUCUCUAGAUGCUGAUGUUGUGCUCGUGGCUAUCGGGCGUCGACCUUACACCGAAGGCUUGGGUAUUGAAAACAUUGGUAUCGAAAUGGAUGAGCGCAAACGGAUAGUCAUCGACCAAGAAUACCGAACCAAGAUUCCGCACAUCCGAUGCAUUGGCGACGUCACCUUCGGACCCAUGCUCGCGCACAAAGCCGAAGAAGAAGGGGUUGCCUGCGUCGAGUACAUCACCAAGGGCUAUGGACAUGUCAACUACGGUGCCAUCCCAUCUGUCAUGUACACGCACCCUGAAGUUGCGUGGGUCGGCCAGAACGAAGGCGAGCUGAAAGCCGCGGGUGUCAAAUACAAAGUGGGCACUUUCCCCUUCACCGCCAACUCGCGUGCCAAAACCAACCUGGACACCGAAGGGUUUGUGAAGUUCCUCAGCGACGCGGAAACAGAUAGGAUCUUGGGCAUCCACAUCAUUGGGCCGAACGCCGGGGAGAUGAUCGCGGAGGGCACAUUAGCGCUUGAAUAUGGCGCGAGCAGUGAGGAUGUGGCGAGGACAUGCCACGCUCACCCAACCCUUGCUGAGGCAUUCAAGGAGGCGGCCAUGGCCACAUAUAGCCAGGCCAUCCAUUUCUAAGCCUCCGGUCAAGGGCACGAGGAGAUGUGUGUGUGUUGUGGCCGAGACGUUGGGGCAUUAUCAAAUCUGUGAUCGUUGAAGAGAGCGUGUCUGGGACAAGCAGGGAAUUUGGGCAGCAAACAAGCAUUGUACUUAAACCUAGGCAUGUAAAAAACCACUCGGAGUCCCUCCUGAUGGGACUCACUCCAGCUGUUAGCCUCCCCUUUGGAAAAGCCCCUGUUUGGCGGCUCUGCACCGGGCUCUUCGGGUUGGAUUCAUACAUAUAAUAAUACCGAGUAGCUACCUGGUACUCAGCCAUAUGAACAGGGAGGAGGGUGGAGCUACUCAGCGCGGAUAAGUCUCGCCGAGUGACGUCGCUGUUUGUCAAUGAGAGUCCUAUGUGUCUAAGUACCAG
This is a messenger RNA of Cladophialophora immunda, 2103 nucleotides long. RefSeq names its product dihydrolipoyl dehydrogenase. Gene Ontology annotation, cellular component: oxoglutarate dehydrogenase complex; mitochondrion. The record is from RefSeq and is a predicted model, not a curated record. The transcript has 3 exons. Bases 159 to 1709 code for a protein of 516 amino acids. NCBI's taxonomy places the organism in Eukaryota, Fungi, Ascomycota, Eurotiomycetes, Chaetothyriales, Herpotrichiellaceae. Gene Ontology annotation, molecular function: dihydrolipoyl dehydrogenase (NADH) activity; flavin adenine dinucleotide binding.